ACCACCACAACUAGAAGGCGGGGUGUUUUAAUUUUCGGGUUGGCCCCAUAGCAUAUUUUUGACCUGGCCACCUGUUCAGUAGUUCGUGUGAAUUCCAGCAAGGCGUAGCCAUAAAAUGUAUCACUACCAGCAAGGCGAUGAAACUGGCACAUAUACAGAUGCGGAGGCGGACAAGAGCUUCGCAUUCGAUGACCAGAGCAUCCGGAAGGGCUUCAUCCGGAAGGUCUACCUGAUAUUGAUGUGCCAAUUGCUGAUCACUUUCGGCUUUGUUAGUGUCUUCACCUUCUCGAAAGCCUCUCAGGAAUGGGUUCAAAAAAAUCCCGCCCUUUUUUGGAUAGCACUUGUUGUCCUUAUCGUGACCAUGAUAGCCAUGGCCUGUUGCGAAGGUGUUCGUCGUAAGACGCCUCUGAACUUCAUUUUCCUCUUCCUGUUCACGGUCGCAGAGUCCUUCCUCCUGGGAAUGGUCGCCGGACAGUACGAGGCCUAUGAGGUCCUGAUGGCAGUGGGAAUUACGGCGGCGGUGGCCUUGGGCCUCACCCUAUUUGCCCUGCAGACCAAGUAUGACUUUACUAUGUGCGGCGGAGUCUUGGUCGCCUGUCUGGUGGUCUUCAUCGUUUUCGGAAUCAUUGCCAUCUGCUUCCCUGGCAAGGUGAUCGGACUGGUCUAUGCCUCCCUCGGAGCGGUGCUCUUUUCCGUUUACCUGGUAUACGAUACCCAGUUGAUGUUGGGUGGCAAUCAUAAGUACUCCAUCAGUCCGGAGGAGUACAUCUUUGCUGCCCUCAACCUCUACCUGGACAUCAUCAACAUCUUCAUGUACAUACUGACCAUCAUCGGAUUGUCUCGCAGUUAGACAAGUCAUGAUGAUCCAUAAUUCCCAUUUCAGUUUUAGAGAUAUUUAACUUAAUUUUAUAUGUCCAGUGCCACCUGAGCCACCAAGAAAUACAGACCGACUAACUAUAGAUAACCCUA
Messenger RNA from Drosophila subpulchrella, 969 nucleotides. It is a transcript of the gene Lfg, whose product is annotated as protein lifeguard 1. Bases 116 to 850 code for a protein of 244 amino acids. Gene Ontology annotation, cellular component: membrane. Lineage: Eukaryota; Metazoa; Arthropoda; Insecta; Diptera; Drosophilidae. The record is from RefSeq and is a predicted model, not a curated record. The transcript has 4 exons.